CAUCAGGGAAGCUCCAUCUGACGAUAUUUAGUGUUCAGGUAGAUGCUGUGUCUGUAGAAGUGAGGUAUCUGGUCUGUGUUCAGAGAUGGAGUCUCAGAAUCAAAACCUGACCUGCAUCAUCUGUUUAGAGCGGUUCAGGGUCCCGGUGACCAUCCCCUGUGGCCACACCUUCUGUCAGAGGUGCAUCACCACCCACUGGGACACCAAGAGCAAGGCUGACAUCGGACCUCACUGCCCCAUCUGCAACGAGCCCUUUGAGAAAAGGCCCGUCCUCAAACGCAAUGUGUCCCUGUCGGUCCUGACUGAGGCUGCAAACAGCAGCGGCCCCCCCAGCAGAGAGUUGCUCCUGAGGGGGGGUGAAGCAGCUAAAGCCAUGCUGCUGUGUGAGCGCCACAAAAAGCCUCUGGUGUAUUACUGCAGGCAGGACAAGAUGUCCGUGUGCUGCGAGUGUGGCAUCUCAGAGUGUGUGACCCAUGAGAAGGUGCUGCUGGAGGCAGAGAGGGAGAACCAGGAGCUGCUGCUGGAGAGGAAGAGCAAGGAGGUGGGGAAACUCAUCGAGGAGACGCAGAAAAGUAUCAGUGAACUGGCUGAGAACAUUAACCAGGCUAAGGUGACUCUUGAGCAGACCUCAGCCUGGGUCAGUAUGAAGUUCUCCACGCUGCUGAAGGUCCUGGCUGAGAAGCAGCAGGCCACGGAGCUGUUCGUCGACGAGCAGAGGGAGGCCGCCAUCACUGAGGCCGAGGCCCGGCUCUCCGAGCUGCAGGAGAACAACCAGAGACUCAAAGAGAGCCAAGAACAGAUAGCAGCUCUGCACCACCUCCCCGACACAGAGCUCAUCAAGUUUCCUCUCUCUCCUCAGGAGUCUCUGCUCGUAGAAGUUCCUCGUUUUAAGGACGUCCCCACAGACGUGUCCCCCAACCUUCAGGACCGGUUGAAUGGGGUCACGGACGUGUUGUCCCGGGUCUCUAAGCUGGUGUCGGAGGACCUGGACAAAGCUGUGAGCGUGGCUGUGGGUCAGGACAGAGACGGUUCUCCUCAGGACAAGAGGCCGAUCCUCGCUGUGGUUCCCAGUCCAGCUGCUCCGUGUCACCCUGGGGGGAAGGAGGGCCUCAGCGCCUACCGAUGCUCUCUGACCUUUGACCCCCGUACGGCCAACGGGCACCUGUUUCUGUCCCAGGAGAACCGGCGGGCGGAGCACCUGACCUCCGGGCCCCGCCCCGUCCCAGCUCACGAGGCCCGCUUCGAUCACACCUGGCAGGUGCUCUGUUUUCAGGGCUUCACCCGAGGACAGCACUACUGGGAGCUGCAGGUGUCCAAGCCCUGGGCCUACCUGGGGGUGACCUACGAGGCCAUUCCCAGGAAGGAGAAGGGGAAGAGGUGCAUGGUGGGAAUGAACGAGCUGUCCUGGAGCCUGCAGCUGGACGAGCAUCAGCUGAGCGCCUGGCACAACGGGCGGAGGGAGACCCUGGGGGGCCACUCCCAGCACAGCCGCAUCGGGAUGCUGCUGGACUAUGAGGCGGGGACGCUGACCUACUACGGAGACGGACAGACCAGGCUCCACGCCUUCCACUGUAUCUUCACCCAGGAGCUCUUCCCCGCCUGCUGGAUCGGGGAGGGGGUCAGCAUCACCCUCUGCUCCACAUGAGGAGACUGAAGAAGAC
Seriola dumerili (greater amberjack) is the source of this 1661-nucleotide messenger RNA. RefSeq names its product tripartite motif-containing protein 65-like (gene trim65). The record is from RefSeq and is a predicted model, not a curated record. The transcript has 8 exons. The coding region runs from base 86 to 1645 and encodes 519 amino acids. NCBI's taxonomy places the organism in Eukaryota, Metazoa, Chordata, Actinopteri, Carangiformes, Carangidae. Gene Ontology annotation, molecular function: zinc ion binding; protein binding.